Messenger RNA from Halichondria panicea, 2835 nucleotides. RefSeq lists its product as uncharacterized. The record is from RefSeq and is a predicted model, not a curated record. NCBI's taxonomy places the organism in Eukaryota, Metazoa, Porifera, Demospongiae, Suberitida, Halichondriidae. The transcript has 16 exons. The coding region runs from base 78 to 1964 and encodes 628 amino acids.
AGCUAGCUGUUUUAACAGGUAUUUUCUGAGUCUUGUAGCUAACAAAAAGCUAGCGCUUUAGUGCAAGGCUAACUCAUAUGUUGAAUAGAAAGUUUGUGCGGACAGAUGAUGCUAUGAAAGAUUCUGAAGAGACUGCAACAGCCUUCAAUUCAGCUUUACCGUAUCCCUCGUGCGGCUACGCCUCGAGGCAUAAAAAUAGUGAAGAUCAUGAUGAGUUGCAAGAUGGCAGUGAUCCAUGUGAUCUUGAUGGUGUGGGCUCAGAUGAUGACCAACCAAGUCAAGAUGGUGAUUUACCAUCUGCUCACUAUCGAAGACGUGAAAAGGCAGCAUCGGCAUGGGAUAAUCUCUUACCAUCUUUGAUCUCAUCAACUGUAGCAAUGAGUUGUAUACCCCCAGCAACUGUAUGUGAUAGGUGUAAAGUCGCGAUGGCAUCUGUGCGAUGUAAACAGUGUGGUCCAACUACAUUCUUAUGUGAUAGUUGUACGGUUAAUCACCACAGUGAUGAAGAUUUCCUUGGGAAUGCAUUUCAUACACCAGAGAAAUGGAUCAACAAUCGAUUCCAGCGGUUUAAGUACCCAUCUACGUUGAUUCUCAAAACCAUCCACGAAUGUCCUACUCAGUAUAAGAAAUAUGUUGUCUGUGUUGAUGCAACAGGAAUUCAACACCAAUUGUGUGUUGUGUUUUGUCAUUGCGAGGCUGAACCUUUAACGUUGUUAAGGUUGAAUCUGUGGGCUGCAACACCAACCAGACCAACACUAGCUUUCUCGACUGAUCUGUUGCUAAAGAUGAAAAUUAUGAUGCUAGAUUGUCAGGUGGCUGUAAUGGACUUUGCUCAAGCUUUGGAAACCCAGUCAAAUUUGUUAGGACCAGAUUACCCACAGUUUCGAAAAGUAUAUCCAGCCAUAAUUGACUCAUUUGAGGAGUUUAGAUACUACCACUUCAAGUUACAAACACUUGAUGGUAUAUCUACUGAGCCAGAUGAUUUCUGUAAGUGUCCUGCAUGCCCACAGGAUGGGGAAAGAGGUGGCAUAGUUCAUAUCUCCUAUGAUGCAAUGUUUGGUCUUUGCCGAAAAAAAGCUGCUGGUGUAAGUAUCAGGAAUCCCCAUCACCAAGGAAGGUACUUCGUUGACCAAAAAGAAGUUGAUAAUUUCAUGAACUCUUACUCGAGCACAAAAAAAGCUUCUAAAAAGGGCUGUAAUGAUUUCCUUGCUGGGAGUAUUGUAAGAUCUCGACAGAGAUACGCAGCACUUGAUGAGACAGCAGUUGCUGGACUUGCAUGUAGACAUGAAUCCCCUCUGAAAUUUCUGAAUUUCAAGUUUGGAGAAAGAAUUGGCUACGCUGUGUACCUACUGGAUAAGCUUUUGGAACUCUAUUCCUGUGGUGACAUUUCCAUUUUGUUCCUUUAUGACAUUGGGUGUCUGUUGAAGCAUCAUCUUGAGCUGGAAUUCAGCCCUCGUUUUCAAGAAGGUUUUGGACUGACUGAUGGUGAGGUUCUUGAGCGUUUAUGGAGCUAUAUGAGACGAUUUUCUAAAAUGACAAAAGAGAUGAGACCAUCCCACAGGAUAGAUGUUCUGAAUGAUGCUCUUGGUCAUUUUGCGUACCAGUCUUCAAUGAACCUAGGUGAUAUACUGGUUGAAAGAAUGAAAAAAGCUGUUAACUUAGUGCAGGGUACCUCAAGCGAUCUGGAAGCACUCAGGACUGAUUCUAGUGGCGACCCUGUAUUCACUUCGAAUGACAUUAAGCGUUGGUACGCUGAAGACAAAUCUAAAGGGUGCACAACUAGUGAAAACAUGCAAGUACACGUAGAAAACGUAUGGCAAGAAUCUUACGUUGAGCAUCUCCAGUCCUUCUGGGCAAUUCAGUGUGAUUUGCAAUCUUGUACUGAUGUGAUUGCACUGUCACUAUUCUCACGAAAGUUGAUCAGAUUGAACCAUCAACUACAACACAGGAAAAUCGUGUUUUAGAGAGAUGGAAAGCUGGUGAUAAAGUGUACAACGAAUUCCUUUAAAGCCGAAGCGUGAAACAAUGUUUAAUUCUCUUUGGUGAUAUCCAGUCCAUUGCUCGGCAACGAUGGUAUAUGCUACUAGUUAAAGCCAAAUUCUCUGCUGGACAUAGCGUGACCCAUAAAAUAUCAGCAAAUAUCACUAACAUCACAAAACAACUAAAGAAGACGAUUACUGCGUACAAUAAAACAGCCUCUUCCUGUGAUUUAGAACAGGAAUCAUUGCCAUGCGAAAUCACUUGGGAGAUUGUAAAUAACAUUCAUUCACACCUUUGGGUUUCUUCAAGUUCAAGUGAUAUUGAUCCCUGCUAAUGUUAGACGUGAUGCCAUGAACAAGUAUUUUCUUCAGCAGCGAGCCAGAGAGGAAAUAGAUUUAAUAAAACUUGAAAUGAAACGUUUCAUUUCUAUGCUGCAUAAUCGGAUUGAUAGACUCACUACUUCUCUACCAUUGACACCAUCAUAUGAGCAAACUGUUGAAGAAAUGGGGAAAAGUGGAAUGAUCAAUUCCCGCAUUCGUGAGCUUUGUGUUAAAGUACUCACACUCCGAAAAACUUUCGCACUGUAUUACGUAGACGUUAAUGAACUACCUAAUGAAGGCCACACUUGUGAUCUCUAUUCACCGGAUUUCUUUGAUGAAGAACAACAAACUGAUAUUGAUUAUUGGCACAGUGUUGCUGAAGAGCACUUCGAACGAACUGAGAGGUUACGAAAGCUUGAGGCUGAGGAACAGGAGUCAUGCGAUGAAUCAGUAGAUAGUGAUGACAUGAAUGUGUGAUUUUGAAUUUUUGUGUACAUUUGUUGAUAUCAUUGAUAAUAAUUAAUUUUUAAUUAUG